Wasmannia auropunctata (little fire ant) is the source of this 1592-nucleotide messenger RNA. RefSeq lists its product as uncharacterized. The record is from RefSeq and is a predicted model, not a curated record. Bases 786 to 1577 code for a protein of 263 amino acids. NCBI's taxonomy places the organism in Eukaryota, Metazoa, Arthropoda, Insecta, Hymenoptera, Formicidae. The transcript has 5 exons.
AUUAAUCUAGUUAAUGUUACUUUUUUUCAAUGUUUACCAUAUUUUUAAUGGAUAUUUUACAAUUUUGUUACAUUUAUUGGACAUACUUCAUUUUAGAUAAAGCGAAUUAUAAAUUUUGUAAUAUAUACUAUCCACAGAUUUCUACAGAAUAUGUAGAAAUCUGUGAUACUAUCAGUAUAUUUCAGAACAUAUCGAAUUAAUUAAACAAAAUACAAUCAAAAUAUUUCGAUUAUCGAAUUGACAUUGAAUCUACAGACAUUUAUUGUAUAGAUAUUAUUGUGUAUAGUAUAUAGAUGUCUGUGAUCAAAACGCAUAAAUUUAUUGAAUCUAAUAACGUCAAUAAGAAACGGCUAUUCGAGCGUUAGAUUUUCUAGAAAUACCCAAGAAAAAUGUAACCUUGUGUGAUACUCGUAUGAGAUUCUGGCGAGUUCACAAAAAUCACAGCGAAGCUUUCGGCCGCAAUUUCGGUAUAAAUUGAAUCACUUGGUGACGCCGCUUCUGCGAACGCAUAAAGUAAACGAUGGACAGCGAGACGAAGUCGUUGCGAAAUAUGUAAAUGUCACCGCGCGUCGCGAAAACUCCCUCAAGAUCGAUCGCAAACGAUUCGAGGCAGUAUUAAAACUUUUGACCAAACUUAAAAUACGCAAGUCGUCGAAGAGUCAAGUGCGGUCUAACGAUUGCAAAUCCGUAACUUCCAAGGAAGUAUUUGCUGCAAGUGAAACAAGGCACGUGCAUUUUUAUCGUUGAAAAUAGAAACUUAUAGCAUUAGUCAUGCUGGAGACACGAUGAAUCCAUCGCCGCGCCGCAAUACAUGCGACAAUGUGGUCAAUAGAAAAUCGAUUAAAUCAACGGUUGUUGCAAAAUGUAAACCAGAGCCGAAAACGCCUGUCUACGAUUACGAGGCAGCUAUCGAUCGGCCCGACAUUCUGAAAGACUCAAAAAUCGAUAAUAACACGCAGAACGUGAGUUGGUCGGAGCUGAGUGACAAAUUGUCGGCGCCGACCAAGAAAAGAAACCUUUACGUUCGCGGGCAAGUCGGUGUGAUUACUAAAAAAAGAAGUAUUGUUUUUAAAUCGAAAAAACAAGCAAAGGAGAUCGCACAAAUUCGACCGUCAAUCUGCGACUUUGCUGAGAUUGCAGAAAAAGAAUCGACACCUUUCUCAGAAAUUAUUCGAGACGUUGAAAAUUAUGGAAUGAAAAAUAGCGACGAUGUAACUUCGAAUCGCCAAACGUCACUUAAUCAAGAUUUAGCGCAUUCGAGAAAUAUUCAAAAGGAAUCAGAAAUUGCAGAAAAUGUCAACAAUAUUGCAAAUAAAACUACCGAUGUAUUUCGAGAAAAUUUUAGUAAAACUGAUAAAGAUAUAAUAUGGUGCAUCUCUCAAAAUAAGACUAGUAAAAUUCCACGCCUAAAACCGAAUUCCUUUCUCUCUAUAUGUGAAGCCUCUUGCAUUCAUCCGAGUGCAAAAUUGUCAGUCAGGAAUAAAUUAAAGUUUUCCGAGGAUUUAAAAUCACCCGUAGACAUUAAAGAUGAAAAAUUAAUAUUUGAACUUGUCAUUGAAAAAAAACAGACUGAUUGAUUUAAAUAUAGCAGA